AUGCUUCUCACUCCGGGUCACUCUCCUCGCCACCUCUCAUCCCCUUCACCGUCUGCAAUUUCCGAUAGUUCCGUCCAAACCCCAAGAAGUUCAGCCCAAAUCACUUCCAGAAACCCUAGAGGCCAUCCCACAGUCCUCGACGAAGACACCUAUGUCGCCGCGAUCGAGAAGAUCAUCGAAAGGGACUUCUUUCCCGAUAUCUCGAAGCUUCGGGACCGCCUUGACUGGCUCGAAGCGAUCAAGACCCGCGACCCGGUUCAGAUCCGCGAUGCCCAGUUGAAGAUCAUUGAGCGCCGCGGCAAGAAGGUAACUCAUAAUCCUGACCCUGAUGGUAGAACCCCUGGUUCGACUUUUAUGCGUAGUUUCACCCCUGCCGAUGAAUUUGAUGGUAAAACCCCGAAAACUCCCGGUGUUUCAAAUAUGGGAUUGUUUGGUGAGGUAGAGUCUAACGGGGCUGAUGAUGGGGUAGAGGCCUCGUUGUCGCUCGACCAGUUUUUUAGGCGGUAUACGAGUGAGGACAAUCAGAGUUUUGCAAAUAUUAUGGAGAAGGUGAAUAGGAAGAGGAAGGAGAGAUAUGAGUAUUUGACAGAAGGAGAAAAGGAGGAUGUUAAAUCGAUUGAGGAUGCCAAGAGGGAUAGGAUUACAGAUGGGUAUGGGACGUCUGAUCAGCCCCCCUUUACAUUGGAAGGGUGCAAGUUUACGGCAAAGAAUUUGCUGAUGUACCAUCCAGCUGAUCGCGGUGAGGCCCCGUUGACAACAGAGGAACGGGCAGUUAGGAUGAAGUGUUUGGAGAAGGAGAUUAGUCGAGCCAAUACUCGAUUGCAUGGCAAGAUGCUGGAUUCUAGGCCAAAGGAGGAUGGUAUGGCUGAGGUUCUUUAUACCACAGUUGCAGGUGCAACCCCGGUUAUUAUGGAUAGGGAUGGGGAUAAGUUUAAGAAGUAUGAUUUGGAUGAUUUGAGGAAGACCCCGAAUCCGUUUUAUGUGGAAUCUGGGAAGAAAGCGGAGAAUGGUUAUAGUUUUGUGCGGACACCAUCACCAGCACCGGGUGUUGAUGAAUCUCCAUUUAUUACAUGGGGUGAAAUUGAAGGGACUCCCCUGAGGUUGGACCUGGAGGACACUCCGAUUGAUAUUGGCGGUGGUGAAGGGCCUCAUUAUAGGAUCCCAUGCCCCCCUGUAAGAGAUGAAAAGGCUCACUCACUGUCAAGGGAAGCUGCACGCAAAUUGAGGGAAAGGUCAAAAAUGUUUCAGAAGCCACCAUUGCCAACGCCCUCUAGAGGUGGCAGUGCUAGUCCGAGUGUGCGGACGCUUUCUCCCGCUGCCCAGAAGUUUGUCAGGAAUGCAAUUGCUAAGUCUUCAUCUUCUGUUGAUGAAACUCUUCGUGCUAGUUACAGAGGUACAAGUCCUGGGUUUUCUACGCCUAAAGGUGGGAGGAGUAUGUCAAGGUUGGGAAGAGAUGCUAGUAUCAUUUCAAGAUCACCAUCUCCAAGGGUGGACUCUAAUCCUCCUUGGUAA
Molecule: messenger RNA, 1512 nt
Organism: Prunus armeniaca (apricot)
Lineage: Eukaryota; Viridiplantae; Streptophyta; Magnoliopsida; Rosales; Rosaceae
Source: the annotation of a GenBank genome assembly